GUCCUGGCCCGAGGUGCUAUUUAAGUAAUGGAUCAGAUCCCAGGUGCGGGAGAGCGCUGGAGCGCGUGAGGCGUUUACAGAGAGAGCCACCGCAUCAGCACCGCAAUGAAGCUUUUAAACACCGCGGUCAGAAUUUUCCGCAGAGACCUGCACUCUGUCGGGAUCAUCGGAGCACCGUUUUCUAAAGGACAGCCCAGGGAUGGUGUCCAGCUGGGACCAGAUGUGAUUCGGGAAGCGGGACUGGUGAAGAAACUUGAAGGCCAAGGUUGUGUGGUGAAGGAUUAUGGCAAUCUAAUAUUUGAAGACGUGUCCAAUGAUGAGCCCAUUGGGAGGACAAAGCAACCCCGGGUGGUUGGUCUUGCCAACAAACAAGUUGCUGAUGCUGUGCAGAGAGUUAAGAAUGAUGGUCACACCUGCGUGAUGCUUGGAGGAGAUCACAGUUUAGCAAUUGGUUCGAUCCAUGGUCACGCAGCCUACAGACCUGAGCUGAGUGUAGUGUGGGUGGAUGCCCAUGCUGACAUUAACACACCUUUAACCAGUCCGACAGGAAACAUCCAUGGGCAGCCCAUGUCCUACCUCAUCCGUGAGCUGUGCACUAAGAUUCCUGUCCUGCCAAACUUCUCAUGGAUUAAGCCUUGCAUAGCAGCACAAGAUGUAGUGUACAUUGGACUCAGAGAUGUAGACCCAGAGGAACAGCAUUCCAGUCACAUCCUGAAACACCUGGGUAUUAAGACUUUCUGUAUGACAGAGGUAGAUAGUCUUGGAAUUGCCAAGGUUAUGGAACAGAUGUGUGAUCACAUAUUUUCAAAGAUAAAAAAACCCAUCCAUCUGAGUUAUGAUAUUGACGCCCUGGACCCCUCAGUGGCACCAGCCACAGGGACCCCAGUGAUAGGAGGCCUGACGUACAGAGAGGGCAUCUACAUCACGGAGUACGUGUGUCAAACAGGGCUCCUGUCUGCUGUUGACGUCGUGGAGGUGAACCCAAAGCAAGCCAAAAGAGAGGAAGAGGCACGUUUUACAGCAAAUGUGGCGGUGGAUCUUGUGUUAGGCUGUUUUGGACGAGUGCGUGAAGGAUCACACGCAGCCGAUUACAAAAUCCCAGACCCAUAAAUGCAAAAUGUUCAGACGUAUUCCUGGAAAUUUCAUGCGUGCCACAAGAUUAAUUGUAGUAAAACAAGACUUUGGGCGACACAAACAGCGUCAAUGGAAAUGCCUACAACAGCACUAAGUCAUCCUGUAACAAUUUCUUUUAUGCCUGAAAUACCCUUAAAAUAUACAGGAAGUAAGCUAUUGAAGAAAACCUAUUUCAGAAAUCCAAAUCAAUUAAAUUCUAUAUUCCAACUAUAAAUAGAACAACCCUCCAUCCACUCGUCCUUGUGGUAGCAGCAUAACAAAAUGAAAUAACCACAAUCAUUUUUAUUACUUAUUUUUAUUCAAUUACCAACAUGAGUGUUUCUCUCUCUUGUGGUGUUUCACUGCUGACAGAUUUGUUGGAAAGCUUUGACAGAAUAAAAGCAUCCAAACAGAUAAAUA
Messenger RNA from Ictalurus punctatus (channel catfish), 1533 nucleotides. It is a transcript of the gene arg1, whose product is annotated as arginase 1. Gene Ontology annotation, molecular function: manganese ion binding; arginase activity. NCBI's taxonomy places the organism in Eukaryota, Metazoa, Chordata, Actinopteri, Siluriformes, Ictaluridae. The coding region runs from base 106 to 1110 and encodes 334 amino acids. The transcript has 8 exons. Gene Ontology annotation, cellular component: cytosol; cytoplasm; nucleus. The record is from RefSeq and is a predicted model, not a curated record.